UCUCAAUCCUCUUGGCUCGCUGUCUGUGUGUGCCCACCAUCGGGCCACUGGCAGGGUGGCAGCAUGAGCGUGGUCGGCCCGGGUGGCAGCCCUAUUGAGGGGCAGUGUGAUGGACACAAUGCAAGCGACAGACUUGCUGCAUCAACAGCAUCCCCAUUCCUGUUUUUUUUGCUGCAGUGUGCCAUUUAUAAACCAUAAAUACCCCCCCUGGCCCCUAGUGCCUGCUCGCCAGGCCUCAACACUCACACGCCCUCAUACAGAGUGAGAAAGAGAGAAAUAAAUCAAAUAAAAGAAAGAACAAGGAAAAACGAAGAGAGUGUGCCUCAUACGUGGUGCAGUGAAGCACAAGCCAUCCAGAGGUAAAAUGUCAGAGCAGCAGGGUGCACCGGAGCAGCUAGCAGCUGGGAAGAGCCAAGGAGGGGCAGGAGCCACCUAUAAGGUGGUGUUGUUUGAGUUCGAGAAUUUCCGUGGGAAGAAGGUGGAGCUGUCUGCAGAGUGUAAGGAUGUGAUUGAGAAGGAAUGUGAGAAGGUGGGAUCUGUCAUUGUGGAAUCUGGACCCUGGGUAGCGUUUGAGUGCCAGGCAUUUGGCGGGGAGCAGUUUGUCCUGGAGAAGGGCGAGUAUCCUCGUUGGAGCACCUGGACCAACAGCCAGACUAACAACUACCUGCUGUCCUUCAGGCCACUCCAAGUGGACAGUGCAGAUCACAAGCUCCACCUGUUUGACAAACCAGGUUACGCAGGGAGGAAGAUGGAGAUUGUGGACGACGACAUCCCCAGCCUGUGGGUCCAUGGCUUCCAGGACUGUGUGGCCAGUGUAAAGGCUCUGAAUGGAACGUGGGUGGGCUACAUGUUCCCAGGCUACAGGGGUCGCCAGUAUGUCUUUGAGCUUGGAGACUACAAGCACUGGAACGACUGGGGAGCCACGGCGCCUCAGAUCCAGUCCGUCCGACGCGUGCGUGACAUGCAGUGGCACAAAAGGGGCUGCUUCACCGCCCCUUCCCCGGCCCCUGCCCCGCCCCCUGCCCCCACUCCUGCACCCAACCCCACACCCCCACCCACCGUUGGCACCAGCUGAAAGACAGUGGCUGUGGCCCCAGGCUCCCUAAGAAGCCAAACCCGGGCCACCCAACCAUCCAGGGCUCCACUGAGUCUCUCCUCAUCACAGAGGGCCACCAAGAAACAACAAACUCGGAAGUGAAGUGACCAUCACGGACUUACCUAUGUGUCUGGAGUGGAAAUAAUAAAGGCUUUGACCCUGAUUUGGUUUGAUCCAACUGGA
Messenger RNA from Oncorhynchus keta (chum salmon), 1279 nucleotides. RefSeq names its product beta-crystallin B3-like. Gene Ontology annotation, molecular function: structural constituent of eye lens. The record is from RefSeq and is a predicted model, not a curated record. The transcript is spliced from 6 exons. Bases 365 to 1075 code for a protein of 236 amino acids. Lineage: Eukaryota; Metazoa; Chordata; Actinopteri; Salmoniformes; Salmonidae. Gene Ontology annotation, biological process: lens development in camera-type eye; visual perception.